ACAGGAAACGCGUGGGUUGAUGCUGUGUGCAUUGUAGCUGUUAAUUUCGAUUUUUUGUGAUAAUCAGAAUUAUACGAAAAUGGCAGCUUCUAAUUACUCUUUGAAGGUGAACAAGCUGUUGCUGGACCCCAAGUUUGAGAGUUACCGCCUAUCUUUGGAUCCAUUACCUAUUUACAAUAUAGAGCUUGAUGCAGCUGUGGCUGAAGUUAAACUUCGGGACGAUCAGUACACCUUGGACCAUAUGCGUGCCUUUGGCAUGUAUAAUUACUUGCACUGUGAUCCCUGGUAUGAGGACAGCGUGUACUACAUCGAUCAGCUAGGAAGGAUUCUGAAUUUAACUGUCACGCUGGACACUGCUCUUUGCAAACCCAGAGAAGUCUUCCGGCUGCCAUCUGAGUUGAAUACCUAUGAGAAUCGCCUCUGCGCGUCUUUGCAUUUCACAUCUUCUACCUGGGUGGCCCUGUCAGAUGGCACUGGGAAGCUAUAUCUCAUGAGAACAAGCAAAAGGGGAGAAAGUUCACAUGGAAAGUGGGAGAUUUUGUUUAGCCAGGAUCUUGGGGAGCCAUUUAUAAUUAUUAACAGCCUUUGUUAUGUGAACUCUGGCAGCCACUCCAUCGAGGUACUCCUCCUUAGAAUUAAGAAGGAUGAAUUGGAUGUGAAAGGAAGUGGCUUCUGUGUAUCAAUUGAAUGGCUUACUGUAGCUAAUAUCAGUGGACAGGAUGAAGAAAAGAAGUAUACCAUAUCCAAGAGACGAGUGCUGCAAGGAAAGUCUGUUCCUCACUAUGCCGCCAUUGAACCAGAGGGGGGUGGCCUAAUGAUUGCAUCAGACAAACCCUUCAAAUUCAUCCAAGUCGAUGGUAAACAAAUUGAAGAGACCUUUGAGGAGACUAUGGAUAUUGAUGAAAAAAAAGAUCCCAUUUACUACUGGCAACAAACUGCAGAGGACAUAACCAUCACCAUCCGUCUACCAGAAGGUACCACUAAAGAAGCCAUUGAGUUCAAGUUGUCUAUGGACAGUAUGCGUGUUGGGUUACAUGGAUAUGCUCCUUUGCUGGAAGGGCAGCUGUAUGCCUUGGUUGACACUGAGGCUAGCGCCUGGAUAAUGAAAGAAGACAAAAGCCUAGAGAUAACCUUGCUGAAGAAGAAUGAAGGACCCAUGUGGCAGGAGCUGGUUAUGGGCAACCAAAGAGGAGAAUUUAUAAUGGACCCUGCUCAGGCUGCCAUGAUAAAUGAAAGUUUAAGGCAUCUUACUUCAGAGGACUUGAAUGCAAACCCUGAACAAAAUAAGCCACCAUGCAAUGCUCAGGAACUGGAGGAAUGUGAUAUCUUCCCAGAAGACAGCUCAAGCCUGACGCGACUUGAUGGCAGUACACUGAAAGCUACCCAUGUGGUGAACCUUGGAAGCCACCAGUACCUGUUUAGUGUUGUUGUGAACCCAGCUGAGAUGCCAUGUUUCUGUCUUCGCCACGAUGUGGAUGCUUUACUGUGGCAGCCUCAUGGAAAUCAGCCAGAUAACAUGUGGGAGCACAUUGCAACCUUCAAUGCCUUGGGAUAUGUUCAAGCAUCAAAGCGUGACAAGAAGUUCUCAACAUGCUCGCCAAACUAUUCCUAUGCUGCUCUGUGUGAGUGCUUACGCAGAGUGUUCAUCUACCGGCAACCCUCUCCAGUGUCCACUGUGCUUUACAACAGGAAAGAAGGAAGACAAGUAGGGCAGGUUGCUAAGCAACAAGUUGCAAGCCUGGAAUCCAAUGAUACCGUCUUGGGAUUUAGAGCAACAAAUGAGAGGUUAUUUGUCUUAAUGUCAAAGAACAUGUUUGUUAUAAAAGUAAAUACUGGAAAUUAGAAUAUACAGCUUUUAGGCUUCUGUUCUGCAGUAGUCUGUGCUCUUUCACAUUACAAAAUACUUUAGUCGGUUGAAGCUAUGAAGGCUAUUGUAUCACCACCAACUGCAAAUUAAACAUGCUUUUUUUUUUUUUUUUUUUUUCAAAUGCAAACAAUUGUUUAUGUAAUAGAGAAAAAACUGGUUUGUUUUUGGAGCAUACUGCAUAGUAGCAUUAUUGUUUAAACUGUGUAAUUUUAAUUGCUAAAUCAAUACAUAACUUUUGGAUUAAAAACUUUCAAUUAUA
Messenger RNA from Polyodon spathula (Mississippi paddlefish), 2126 nucleotides. RefSeq names its product NudC domain containing 1 (gene nudcd1). Lineage: Eukaryota; Metazoa; Chordata; Actinopteri; Acipenseriformes; Polyodontidae. The coding region runs from base 80 to 1843 and encodes 587 amino acids. The record is from RefSeq and is a predicted model, not a curated record. The transcript has 10 exons.